Molecule: messenger RNA, 1631 nt
Organism: Papaver somniferum (opium poppy)
Lineage: Eukaryota; Viridiplantae; Streptophyta; Magnoliopsida; Ranunculales; Papaveraceae
Product: mitochondrial arginine transporter BAC1-like
Exons: 8
Coding region: 467-1411 (314 amino acids)
Biological process (GO): mitochondrial L-ornithine transmembrane transport
Molecular function (GO): L-ornithine transmembrane transporter activity
Source: RefSeq, a predicted model, not a curated record
UAAAUGUAAUACAGUUUAUACACGUCUUCUUCCCUUUCUCUAUUUCACAAGAAGUUGGAUUUAUUAUUGUCCGAUUUAUAAAAAAAGAAAGAAAAAGAAAACACAGUUUGGGCUCCCAAGAUCUGAAUCAAUCCGACACAGAUAACAAACCGGUGCCGGAACCAAGUUUAUGCGUUUAUUAUAAGGAUAUAAUCAAAUCGUCACCGGAAAGUCGCGAGAAAACAAAAAACAGUGUCAACCUAGCAUUAUCAGCUGAUCCCUUUUCUCAAACAGCGUUUAUUUUCUUUCAAGUUUAUUAAGUGUCUCGCAGUAUCAAUAAAGCAGAAAAUGGAGUAGGCUCUGAUUUGUUGUUACUGGUGCCGAUAGUGACAAACCCCAUCAUCAGUAUACUACCGUGAGUGAUGAGAUGUGUGACUGGUUCGAGAGAAAGAAAUAAGGAGUUUUGUUUAGAGAGAUAGAGAUAGAGAUGAGAACUGAAACCCAGACAUCGUCUGCAUACAAGGAGUAUAUUGCAGGUUUAGCUGGUGGAUUAGCUACAGUUGCUGUUGGUCAUCCCUUUGACACUGUCAAGGUGAAGCUACAAAAACACAAUACUGAAACUCAUGGAAUUAAGUACAAAAAUGCGUUGCAAUGCAGCACCAGAAUUCUGACAAAUGAAGGAGUAAAAGGGCUUUACCGAGGUGCAACAUCUUCUUUUCUCGGUAUGGCAUUUGAAGGUUCGAUAAGUUUUGGUCUUUAUUCUCAACUAAAGCAAUCACUUCAGGGAGAAUUAAAUAGCAGUAAACCACAACUCCAGGCCAUCAUUCCUGCUGCUGCUAGUGUUGGAUCUAUAAUCAGUUUUAUACUCUGCCCAUCGGAAUUAGUAAAAUGUAGAAUGCAAGUUCAAGGGACUGACUCGCUGAUCUCGAGGAAUGAUAGAUAUAGCAGUACCCUUGAUUGUGUUUCUAAGACCUUUAAGAAUGAGGGGGUUAAAGGUAUAUUUCGUGGAGGUUCUGCAACUUUUUUGAGGGAGUCUGUGGGGAACUCUGUUUUCUUUAGCUGUUACGAGUAUAGCCGUCACUACAUGCGGUUGCAACUGGAUUCUUCCUUGUCUGGACACCGUGAUCAACAGUUGAAAGUGUUGACGGAUGUCGGGGUUGGUAUUGUUAGUGGAGGGCUCGCUGGUGUAGCUUUUUGGUUGACCAUUUUGCCAGUGGAUGUGGCAAAAACUGUGAUUCAAACCGCGCCAAAUACAAAAUCUAGCCGGAAUCCCUUUCAGAUACUUGGCUCGAUAUACAGAAAAACUGGAUUUAGAGGAUGUUAUGCAGGAUUGGGUCCUACACUAGCAAGAGCAUUUCCAGCAAAUGCAGCAGCAAUUGUUAGCUGGGAGCUUACUGCAAAACUUCUAGGGAUCAGGCCUGAUCGUGAUUGAGUAAUUUUAUUUUUAUUUUUGAUAGUAAUUUUUGGGAUCACUUGCUCAUUCCUUAGGCAUCUAUUUGGUUGUCAGCUAAUAUAACCUUGGCUCAUGUAUGAUCCCUGGUCUCAACUUUGUGUAAUUGAUGAGCCAUUUUUUGAUGUCAAACCUCACUCGGUAAUAAGAAUUCAGAAGUGGACCCUGCGUAGCAUUUUCCAACUUAAUUUUGAAGUGGCAA